Molecule: messenger RNA, 1149 nt
Organism: Papaver somniferum (opium poppy)
Lineage: Eukaryota; Viridiplantae; Streptophyta; Magnoliopsida; Ranunculales; Papaveraceae
Exons: 1
Coding region: 1-1149 (382 amino acids)
Molecular function (GO): nucleic acid binding; RNA-DNA hybrid ribonuclease activity
Source: RefSeq, a predicted model, not a curated record
AUGAAGCAUACUUACCUUGCUAUUUCUGAUCAUUUUCCUUCCCCUCCAUGGAAUUCUCUUGUUUGGUUUAAAAAACAUAUUCCCAGACAUUCAUUCAUUUCUUGGCUUGCUUUUCAUAGAAGAUUAAAAACUAGAAGUAAAUUGUUAUCUUGGGGUACUAUAUCAGAUGCUUCUUGUGUCUUAUGUGGAGAUGAAAUGGAGACUGAAGACCAUAUUUUUCAUGACUGUAUCUUUUCUUCUGGUAUUUGGAAUGGGCUUUUACUAAAAUUAGGUUCCAUUAGAGCUCUUGCUAAUUCUUGGGAGGAGGAAAUCAGGUGGUGUACUCAGCACUUAACAGGCGAUGAUUGUGUUGCUGUAAUUAAAAGGCUAGUGUUUAAUGCUUUUAUCUAUCACAUCUCGAGAGAAAGAAAUAAUAGAAUUUUUAGAUCUUCUUUUAACUAUCAAGAUCAAGUCAGUUUGCUCAUUGUUCAAGAUGUGAGAUUUAAAUUGUCAGACUCUAAAUGCAAGGAAGAGGAUAACUUAAAUGUUAUGUGGUUUAUGAGCAGAUGGAGAGUGAACUGUAUUUUUGUUCAACCAGAAACUAUUGAUUGUACUUGGCUAGCUCCUGACCCUGAUGAAGUCAUGAUUAAUACUGAUGGUUCAAAGUAUGAUGAUGCUGGGAGUUUUGGUGUUAUUCUUAGAGACCAUACUGCUGAGGUGGUUAGUGCUGCUAGUGGAGGCAGUCCUCCUAUCUCUGUUUUGGUUCAUGAAUUACAAGGUGUUGAGCUGGGGUUAAAGAUGGCUUUAAGUUUUGAAAAACUGAAAGUGCACAUUGCUUCUGAUUCCAUGGCAGUUUAUAAUCUGCUUACAAACCCUGAACCUGAACCACCAUGGAAUGUUUUACAAAUAUGGAGAAGAAUAAAGCAUUUGAGGAAGAAGUUUAGUUCUUGGAAGGUAACUCACUAUUACAGGGAAACAAAUAAAUUUGUUGAUCAUCUUGCAGGGUUAUAUCUUGGUGAUACUUGGGUGGAGAUUCGUCCAGAAGAUUUCUCUCCUGACUUUAGAGAAAUUUUGGCUGCUGACAAGGCUCAGAAAAUUUACCAUAGGCGUAGCAGAAGAUUUUUUUUUGUUUUCCUUUCUGUUUUUUGUUGUUGGUUUGGGUCUCCUUAA